AUGUGCCUACAUCUAGUGGUGUGGUGCCAGUCUGGACAUCCCAGUGUUCCCAGAAGAGGUGGCAGGUUCCUCCGGAGGCAGUCGGACAGCCGGCUGCCAGCACGGCUUGCUGCCUCUGCUCAGGGUGAAUUGUUAAAUCCUUGCCGCUGCGAUGGGUCAGUACGAUACACACAUCAGCUUUGCCUGUUAAAAUGGAUAAGUGAAAAAGGGUCAUGGACCUGUGAACUCUGCUGUUACAGAUACCACGUUAUAGCAAUUAAAAUGAAGAAGCCUUGCCAGUGGCAAAGCAUUACUAUAACACUGGUUGAGAAAGUGCAGAUGGUUGCUGUAAUCCUAGGAUCUCUGUUCUUAGUAGCAAGUGUGACUUGGCUUCUAUGGUCAGCCUUCAGCCCUUAUGCAGUAUGGCAAAGAAAGGACAUCCUUUUUCAAAUCUGCUAUGGAAUGUAUGGUUUUAUGGAUCUAGUAUGCAUAGGACUGAUAGUACAUGAAGGUGCAUCUGUCUAUCGAGUGUUUAAGCGCUGGAGGGCUGUGAAUCUACACUGGGAUGUGCUAAAUUAUGAUAAAGCCACAGAUAUAGAGGAGAGCAAUAGAGGAGAAUCCUCAGCAGGAAGGACAUUGUGGUUACCACUGACUGCAUUUAGAAACAGAAGUUUAGUUCAUCCAACACAGUUAACCUCACCGAGAUUUCAGUGUGGCUAUGUAUUGUUACAUCUGUUCAACCGCAUGAGACCUCAGGAAGAUUCAGCAGAAGAUAACGGCUCUGGGGAAGUAGUGAUGAGAGUGACCUCAGUGUAA
This is a messenger RNA of Opisthocomus hoazin, 795 nucleotides long. NCBI's taxonomy places the organism in Eukaryota, Metazoa, Chordata, Aves, Opisthocomiformes, Opisthocomidae. The record is from RefSeq and is a predicted model, not a curated record.